AUGGCUUCAAACAAUUGUACCCACUUCCAUAUUCUUAUCUUGUUCUUGUUCUUAAUCUGUUUACCUUUCUCAAACUCCAUUGAUUUCAAUUACCCUGCAGUUUUCAACUUUGGAGAUUCGAAUUCCGAUACAGGUGAUCUUGUUGCUGGCAUGGGCGAGCAGCUCGAUCCACCAAAUGGACAGAUUUACUUCCAGAAACCAUCUGGGAGAUUCUGCGAUGGCCGUCUGAUCAUCGAUUUUUUGAUGGAUGCAAUGGACUUGCCAUUUUUGAAUGCAUAUUUGGAAGCUAUUGGAGCACCAAAUUUUAGAAAAGGAUGCAACUUUGCAGCUGCAGGUUCUACCAUACUUCCAGCUACUGCAUCUUCAGUUAGCCCAUUUUCAUUUGGGAUUCAAGUGGCUCAAUUUUUCAGAUUCAAGUCUCGAGUUCAAGAACUGCAGGCAAAAACAAGAAAAUAUGAUAAGAUCAUUCCAGCUCAAGAUUAUUUUCAGAAGGGGCUUUACAUGUUUGAUAUAGGCCAGAAUGAUCUGGCAGGAGCCUUCUAUUCUAAGACCUUUGAUCAAGUUCUAGCUUUAAUUCCAACAAUUCUAUCAGAAUUUGAAGAUGGCAUCAAGAACUUAUACGACCAACAGGCAAGAAAUUUUUGGAUUCAUAACACAGGUCCCCUGGGUUGCUUACCGCAGAAUGUAGCCAAAUUUGGAACUGAUCCAUCAAAGCUUGAUGAACUUGGAUGUGUCAGCACCCACAAUCAAGCUUCAAGACUUCUCAAUCUGCAACUUCAUGCACUCACUACAAAGUUGCAAGGCCAAUAUCCAGAUGCAAAUUUCACACAUGUAGAUAUUUUCACAAUCAAGUCUAAUCUCAUAUCAAACUAUUCUCGAUAUGGAUUUGAACAGCCAAUAAUGGCAUGCUGUGGAUAUGGAGGUCCACCCUUGAACUACGACAGUAGAAUUGCCUGUGGACAAACUAAGGUAUUGAAUGGAAGUUCAGUCACAGCCAGAGGUUGUAAUGACAGCACAGAAUAUGUGAAUUGGGAUGGGAUUCACUACACUGAGGCUUCAAAUCAGUAUGUUGCAUCACAGAUUCUCACUGGAAAAUACUCUGAUCCACCAUUUUCAGACAAAAUGCCUUUCCUCUUAAAACUUAAAUUCUAA
Messenger RNA from Fraxinus pennsylvanica, 1152 nucleotides. The record is from the annotation of a GenBank genome assembly. Lineage: Eukaryota; Viridiplantae; Streptophyta; Magnoliopsida; Lamiales; Oleaceae.